AGUGACAUUCACACAGGUGACAGUUCAUUGAAUUGAGAGAAUAAUUAUUAAUUUCACGUUGCUGAUUGUGUGUGCAUACUGUAUUGUUUAUAUUAAAGUUCAACCGGCUUUCAAAAAUAACUGUGUGUUUUCUUAUAAUCAAAUCUAAGUUUUUCUACUUUUAUGAAUUUUUUGAAUAGUAUGGGAAUGAUUAAAUGUCAACAUGAACAGCUGAUCAUAACACAUCAAAUUAAAUUAGUCGAUUUCGAUACAAAGGUGCCUUGUUAAUAGUUAUUACUUACUAUGCUUAAUAAAAUUUAAUUAUUAUACCAUAUAAAAUGUUGUUAUCGGUGAUUAAGUGUAAACUUGUUUGUGUUUUUAUAUUAUUCACGGUAAAAAGCUGCAACGGUCUAAAUGCCACAACAAUCGUCCUGAACAAAACUCUGACAUGGGAAAACAAAGAACUGUACAACAGUUUUAUAAUUCUCAAUGCAAAUUCCACACUGCAAGUGGACUGUGUGAAUGAAAAUUUGAAUAUUUCAUUUAUAACCUUCCAAGUUCACAGUCACUUGUAUAAUAUAACUUUGUAUAACACAACCAAUGUCUAUGGUUCUUAUGUAUAUGGUACCAAUGUGGGAUUAUACAGCAGUGUUAUACCGAAAAUUGAUACGUUUUUUAUCAUGAACCAAAAUGAAAUCGAUCUUCGAGUAUACAUUUCUGUGCAUGGAUAUGAUAAAUAUGACCCUAUACCCGGUGGCUGCAACAUGGAGUUCCCAGUGCCCAUUUCGCCUUCCCUCCGAACGAAAUAUACCUCAGAUUAUAUUCUAGUCGAUGCAGCACCAGCGAAAGACCCCAUAGAUGACGAAUGCAACACUACUGAUAAAUUAGUGAUGCUAUUUUACAAAAUGUACUUGCCAGAACAAAAUUUCGAUACAAUUGUUUACUUUGAGGGUAUUCGACAAAUGAUGACUUUGGAAUAUAUUCAGAGUUAUGGGGAAUACGUCCCUGACAACGGUCUGCACAAUAGACGAAUGCUAAGCGCGUACCCAGGCGUGGGGUCUGUAUACGUUGCGAUAGCGUUCAGUGUUGCUAACACUAGCGCCUAUUCGGUGUAUGUACCCACAUAUAGUUAUGCUUGUGAUCCCUUGAUUGACGGCGAUUGUGAAGUUUUCGAUGACGCUCUCUCGCAAUUGCUCUGUGCAUGUCUGCUUUUUGUUGGACUGUUUGUCUGCUACUUCGGGCACAGGUUCUUUAAGACGGAAAUGUUUUUAAUAGGCCUUGUGAGUGGCGGUAUUGUGACAUACGUUCUGAUAGCGUUGAUGGCCGAUUUGACCAGACCAGCUCUUCUGGGAGCAUCGUUACUAUCGGGCCUGUGUUUUGGCGCCAUAUGGUUGUUGUUCUGGUGGUUCUACGGCAUACCAGUGCUGGCUGUGUUCCUGGCAACCCUCAAUGUUGGCUUCUUGUUCUCUGCUAUCAUUUACUAUGGAUUGCCAGGUGGCCUCGUAGCUCUCGAAUCGGAUGUCAACUUCUGGACUCUCUUCAUAUGCAUCAUGCUCAUAACAUCCCUUCUUCUUGUGUCUAUGACGUUUCUCUCGAACAUUCUAUGCUGCGCCAUACUCGGCGCGUACGCAGUUAUAUACUCUAUGGACUACUACUUAGGGUCCAAUUUGAAGUACAUAGUCAUCAAUACGAUUCGACGCGCCGUGGUGCCGAAUUUCAAUAGGGCUGUGUUGUCGCCGCCUUUUGAGUGGAACGAUUCUCUCAUAUCACUUCUCUGGAUAGCGUUGGUGAUAUCUGGAUUCCUAUUCCAACAUUUCCACAACUAUGGCAGACCACCGUUUCCGCCACCACCCAGGAGCGUCAGACCCAGCAUGCCUAGGUCUAUGUAUGGCACCGCGGGUCUUAGGACUGGAAGGAGUCCCCGCAUAUCUCGUCAACCCAGAAGCACAGUCAUCAGUGAGCGAUCUUCUUUAUUGGCGUAAAGAUACAAUUAAAAUUACCCUCAGCAUUCCAGUAUUGAUAUUUAAAUUCUAUGAUAAAAAAAAUAUCCGAUUUAAGAACAUUGUAUUUUCCCAUAACAGUCUCUUUCUAUCAGAUGUGUUUUACUUAAGAGUGAGAGAGAUGCCUAUAAAGAUUCUGCGCAGACGCGAUUUUUUCGAUACCUUAAUUAUUCCUUCCCUUUUUUGUAUUUAAAAAAACACAGUGCAUCCGAUGCAAUUACACUGAAAGGCGUAAAUCUUAAUGAAAAUAGGAAUUGAUUUUUUUUUAAUAAU
Zerene cesonia (dogface butterfly) is the source of this 2252-nucleotide messenger RNA. Its product is annotated as transmembrane 7 superfamily member 3-like. Bases 318 to 1961 code for a protein of 547 amino acids. NCBI's taxonomy places the organism in Eukaryota, Metazoa, Arthropoda, Insecta, Lepidoptera, Pieridae. The record is from RefSeq and is a predicted model, not a curated record. The transcript has 9 exons.